AUGAUCAUCCGACUCCCGCCAGGAACAAGCCGAAGAUCGGUUCCGCUCGCUAUCUUCGUUCUUGUUGUCUUGUGGGUUUGGGUACUCUUCGCUCGACCGUGGAGGAUCUCGUUCUCGCAUAUACAAUCGCAUUUUUACCCAGAGAGUCCGCCGUCUCUGUCAGUGACAGACGCCUUUGACUUCCCCCCUAUAGAAUCCGAAUCUAUCAAAAGCAUAUGCGGCGAGACAGAAUGGAACCCAGAAGUCGUAUUCAGAUGUGAUGAAUCUGUGGGUGGAAUAGGCAAUAUUCGAAACUCAAUCCUCCACUGCGUGCGAUAUGCAAUCUCAGCCGGUGGUGGCCUAGUUAUACCUAGCAUUGUCCUCCGAAAUGCCUCGGACAUAUCGCAAAUACGCACUGGCGUAACAACCACCAUGGAUUAUUUGUUCGAUACGCAGCAUUUCAUUGACUCUCUUCGACUCUCUUGCCCCUCUCUUCCAGUUUACAAGUCUGCCGUCGACAUCCCACAAUUCCAGGGCCAAGAUGCCCUUUCCCUCAUCCCCGAAAGUCUUUUCGCUUCCGUUCCAGCAAAUGGACUCAAAAACCCCGAAAAAUGGCGGGAACUCUUCUACUCCUGGCUUGAAGACUACAGGUCACCUAACAGGACAGGUGCUAUGGUUGUUGGGCUCGGGAGGUCAUACUUGCACUAUCCAAUAUACUCGGACGGCGAAGGGUUUGCCAUGAGCUUUGGUGGUAUCCUCAAACUUCGUUCGGACACUCGACGCCUAGCCACCACGACACUGAUCAGGUUGGCGGAGGCGCACUCGCUGGCCAUCAAUUUAUCCGAGCCUAUUUUACUCAAUGCGUUCUUUGGGGCACAUCUCCGCACAGAGAAAGAUGCCCAGGAAGGCUGGCCAGCACCUGACUGGAUCUUUUCGCGAUAUGCAACGCAGUCCAAGUUAUAUCUGGAGCAGGCACCUCGGUCCAAUACUAGCAUCAUCUAUGUUGCCUCAGGUGAUCCCACAGAGGUGGCUAAGUUCACUGCUGAUGCGAAAGCUAUUAACAUGGCUGUGACGACGAAGUACGAUCUCCUGACAGAAGACGAUAGAGUAGAGUUUGAAAAACUAGCCUGGGACCAACAAGCCUUGGUAGAUUAUAUGGUUAUGCUGAAGGCUUCGGAUUUUGCCGGGGUUGGUCACUCAAGUUUUGCUUGGAACAUAGCCCUGAAAAGACACCAAUAUGCCCAGCAGACGAACCAUCUGGAUGGGCCGCAGAUGUUGAGUGACGAGCUGAGCCAGAUCUACGGCACCCCCAGAGGAUACCCUGAGUACGCUGCAUGUUUAUGGCCUUGA
Venustampulla echinocandica is the source of this 1329-nucleotide messenger RNA. RefSeq lists its product as uncharacterized. The record is from RefSeq and is a predicted model, not a curated record. The coding region runs from base 1 to 1329 and encodes 442 amino acids. The transcript has a single exon. Lineage: Eukaryota; Fungi; Ascomycota; Leotiomycetes; Helotiales; Pleuroascaceae.